AUGGCCCUCGCGCCGCUGGACUUCCACCGCAGGCUAGACAUUUGCCACACGGGUCCAUGGUCCCCGCGCUCGGCCGCAGAUCACACCGUGGCCCCACGCGCCGGCGGGACCUCCUGCCGCACACAGACACCGCCAGCUGGCACGGGCGCUCCCAGAUGGUCCCCGCUUCGGGCCGCUGCUGGUCGCCGCGCCGCCGCGUACCUCCGCGCCGGCGCGGCCGCGACACGCCUGUGGCAGCCUCCGAGGCCCCCCGCGCCGCCGCCGGCGCCUCAGUCGCGCCGGGCAUCCGCCGGCGCGCGCGAUAUCGCCGGCACCGUAUCCGAGGCUCGCCCGGGUCACAAGCGAGCCCGCUCGCGCCGGGCGGACCUCCGCCGGCGGCACAGUGUAUCUGCUUCAGUUACGGCCUCCGAGCGCUCCGCUGGCCAGCAGUUUUUCCGGCUCCCGCGCCUUCCCGGGCGUAACUUUCCGCCAAACGCAGGCUUGGUGAUGAUUUGCCCGAGCACGGGAGCCUCCCGAGGCCUGGCUUGGGCUACGAGUUUGGCUUCCGGCUUCCCGCGCUGGCGACCUCCUGCCGGCGCUGGCUAAUGGAUAACCGCCAGCAUCGGGAGUCUGAGGCCUCGCGCCGGCGAGCAGUUGUAGCCGCUCGGCGCUGCCGGGCGACCUCUCCCGCGCAAGGCUGACGCCGGCUACCGGAGCUCCGAGGCCCCCGGCGCCGCGCUGGCUGGAGCCGCGCCUGCGCCGGCCAUGGACCGCCGGCGCGGUCGCGGGACGGCCAGCACAGCCCGAGGCCUCGGCGGCGACAGCAACCGCGCCCGCGCUGGCGACUUUCCGCCGGCAGCUGCGGAUGCUCGGCAAUAUCCGAGGCCCCGCGGUCGCGUUUAUGGUUUCAUCGUCGCGCGCUGUCAGACCUCCGCCUUUGGCGCAUGGCUUGCGGACUUUUGCCUUCGCACGGAGUCCCGGAGGCCUCGCGUCGGCGAUGAGGCUGGCGGCCUGUCACCGGCACGAACUUCCGCUGGGCGCAAGGCUUCAGCGACCGCUUCGCGCACGGCUCGAUGCCCGCGCGCCGGGCUAGCAGGCUGA
Messenger RNA from Podarcis lilfordi (Lilford's wall lizard), 1080 nucleotides. NCBI's taxonomy places the organism in Eukaryota, Metazoa, Chordata, Lepidosauria, Squamata, Lacertidae. The record is from the annotation of a GenBank genome assembly.